AUGCUUGACCCUUCUUUUCCAAAAAAACCUUUGAACGCAUUUCAAAUGUUCGUUAGAAACAAAGCCGGAGAAUCAAACACUUCCAUAUUUAACCGGGUUAGAAUAGUUAGACUCUACCUCUGGUUUUAG
Messenger RNA from Enterobius vermicularis (human pinworm), 129 nucleotides. The record is from the annotation of a GenBank genome assembly. NCBI's taxonomy places the organism in Eukaryota, Metazoa, Nematoda, Chromadorea, Rhabditida, Oxyuridae.